Molecule: messenger RNA, 5449 nt
Organism: Amphibalanus amphitrite
Lineage: Eukaryota; Metazoa; Arthropoda; Thecostraca; Balanomorpha; Balanidae
Product: streptococcal hemagglutinin-like
Exons: 20
Coding region: 67-4530 (1487 amino acids)
Biological process (GO): DNA damage checkpoint signaling; positive regulation of transcription by RNA polymerase II
Cellular component (GO): nucleus
Molecular function (GO): histone binding
Source: RefSeq, a predicted model, not a curated record
GUGAAAACGCGCCAAGAUGGAAAAAUUGGAAAGCGUGGAUGGGUUACAAAACGGAACGAGGGACUGAUGGAGCAAGAAGGAAAAGAUGCAGAACAGGAGGAAGAGGUUAUACCAUCCUCCCAAGGGGAGAUGUUUUCUUCCCAAUCGAGUACUCCAGAUCUGCUCUCACCUGCACAUCUUAUUCCAAUACUGCAGCCGUCGCAAUCGCUCAGUGGCAAUGAGAUGGGCACACCUCAGCAUCCAAGGUCGGCGGAGCUGCUGGCCUCCACCCCCUCAGCGUUGCGACCGGACGCCGACAGCUCGCCCGCCGAGGUCCGUCUCGACGUGUCGGCCGCCCACUCGGAGGCCUGGCUCGACCUGUCGGAGACCCCGUCCGAGGUCCGGCUCGAUCUGUCAGCGACGCCCUCGGAGCCGGGCCCGGAGCGGCCGGCCGGCCCGCUGAAGCGGCCGCGCUCUGCCGACGCGGCGGUUCCCACCCCGGAGAAGAGGGCGCGCACGGCCGCCGCCGGCGCGGACGACUCGGACAUACAGUUUGUGGAGGAGGUGGCGCCGGACGUACAGGUCGUCUUCAACUCGCAGGCGGCCGAGUCGGCGCCGCUCAGUUCCGCCGCCGAGUCGCAGGCCGACCUCCGACUCUGCCUGUCGCCGUCCCAGUCGGAGGAGGUGUCUCAGCUGCCGGCCGCGCCGCCUGCCGGCUCUCCCGCGCCGGCCGAGGCCUCUGCUGAACAGACUAGCGAGCCGCCCGGGCCCAGCUGCCCGUCUGCGGACACGCCGUCCGACGGCGGUGCCGCGCCAGCUGCCGGCGGGGCGCCUGGCCGCGUCCGCACGCCUCCGGCCGCCGGCGGCUCCGGCAGCUCCGGGCCGGCCGUCCGCCCGCCGGAGGAGUCGCCGGCCUCCUCGGACAGCCAGGGUUUCCAGCCGGCCACCGAGCCGGGGUGUGACGCCGCCGGGGUGCGGCUGCCACACAUCCAGACACCCCAGGUGGGCAGCAGCGACUCGGUCUCGCCCGAUGGCGACACCGUGUUCGGCCAGGCGCAGCGGCUGAUCGAGGAGCAGAACCGACAGCAGCAGCUGCGGGCCGCCGACCCGGAGGGACCCUCGUCCACCGCCGCUGCCGGGCAGCGCGAGACGCCGGCGGCGGUCACUCUGGAGUCGACUGAGCCGUCACCGGCGGCGGCAGAGGGCGAGAAGCCGCCCUCCACAGCGAACAGUGAGAACCCGUCGUCAGGUGCAAUGGAAGACGAUAGCCGGUCAUCAGCUGUUGAUAAAUCGUCUAUCGUGGUGGACAGAGAGAAUCCGCCGGCUGCUACGGGUGAGGGCGGCAGUGCUCCGUCAGCUCGGGAGGCGGGUGAGCAGCCGCCGCCGGCUGCGGAGGCCGGGGAGAAACAGGAGCGGGAAGGAGAGCCGGUGCCUGCGACGGAGGAAGAGCCGGUGCCUGCGGCCGCUGUGGCAGAGGGCGCGCUCUCUCAGCCCGCGGCGGACGGCCUGCGCCCGGAGGACACGGCCGAGAGUGCCGAGCGGGAGCUGGGCGAGGACCCGCUGCCGGCCGCCUCCGACCCGUUCCGGUUCCACGGCACCCAGUCGCAGGAGACGCAGCCCUACCGCCUCCGACCGGUCAUCAAGAACAUUCUGGCCGAGAAGAAGCGACUGACCGAGGAGGGCUACUCGCUGGCGGAACUCACCUGGAGCUGGAGCUGGCGCAAGGGGGACCAGGAGGUAAAGCAGACGUUUCCUCUUGACGAGCACGACGGCGCCGAGCUGCUGCGCCGCAUGGCCUCGUCCCAGCUGCUGUCCUCAACAUCAUCGAGCAGUCUGAGGAGCACGUCCACCUGUGGCGGCCACGCGGCGGACGUGUCCUCCAAGUCGAGCGGCGACUCCAACUCCAGCUGCAACAAACGCCAGUCGACGCUGACGUCGGUGACGCUGUCGACCAUCGACGGCCGCGGCGGGCGGCUCUCGGUCUCCUCGUCAUUGGACGCGCUGCCGCUGGCCGGCCGCCGCUCCGUGAUGUCCGUCCAGCCCUGCUCACCGGGCAGCGACGGCGAGCCGGCGGCCGUCUCCUCGCUGCGCACGGACCUGGAGGAGUCGGUGGGCUCGCAGCUGCCGCCGGGCCUGGUCAGCCCGCCGGCGGCCACCUCCACGCAGGCGGAGCGCUCGGCCGCCUCGCAGAGCUCGAGCGCCAGUCAUGUGACCGGCUCGACACCGAGUCCCGAGGUGGCGCUGCAGCCGGCGCUGCCGGUCCGCCCGCUCACCGACCAGGAGGAGGAACAACUGAGCGAGCACGAGCAGAGUGAGCUGGCGCACAGGACACUGGAGCCCGACAUGCCGUGUUUCGGGCUGUGGGCCGACCGCACCUACUACCCGGGCCGACUGGUGUCCGAGGCGCGCGCCGACCGCUGGCUGGUACGGUUCGACGACGGCUCGGAGCGACACGUGCCGGCCGACCACGUGCUGCCUGUCACCAACCUGUGGAAGGGCCUGUCCGUGUUCGUGCAGAACCAGCGCAACGUCUACGAGGCGGGCCUCAUCACCGGACACCGCAUGUCUUCGGGCGCCGAGCCGCUCGAGUACAUCGUCUCGCUGGACUCUCAGCCGAGCGUGAUGAGCGCCGUACCCCGCUCGUGGCUGUCGCUGACCAUGGACCAGGCGGCCCUGGUGCGCGAGCGGCGCCAGCCCAGCCUGGGACAGCUGGCCGUCGGGUCGCCCUCCCGGCACCUCAGUCUCGAUAACCUGGUGACGGGCCGGCGCCGGGCGGCCGGGCCCGCCGGCGGACGCCGGCUGGCCAACUUUGAGACGAGCGCCAGUGACGCGGCUGCCGACACCGCCUCUGGCGACACGUCGAGAACGCGCCGCGCCGGCUCCAAGUCGUCACUGUCUCGCCGUAAGAAGGGCGCAGCGAAGAAGGCGGUCACCAUCGCGCCCGGGCCGGCCACGGACCUGUCAGCUGCCGCGGAGCCCGCCGGCGCUGCGGAGGCCGGGGCGGCGACAACCAACGGCGACUCGAGCGGAGCGCCGGAGGACGCCGAGCCGGCGCCGGAGGCCGGGACGGCCGCCCCCGCCAGGAGGACGCCCGCCAAAGGCAAACGCGCCAGGCUGCAGCGGGGCUCCAAGGCGGACAGGUCGGGCGGCGGCUCCCCGGCGGCCGGCAGCCCGAGCACGCCGGGCCCAUCGGCGGCCGGAUCGGCAGCCAAGUCGCCGACGGCGAGUGGCCGCCGCGGCUCGCGGCAGAGAGCGGCCUCCACCCCAUCAACGAGCACCGCGACUGCCGGCGGCGCGGAGGUGGCGUCGACCUCUGCGACGCCCAGCGGACGAAAGAAGCGCGUCACCGCCUCCACGCCCACCGAAGAGGCCGCUGCCGCCGCCGCCACACCCAGCGGACGGGCCAGGAAGCGCGCCACGACCUCCACACCGACAGACGAGGCUGCUGCCGCCUCUGCCGCUGCCACUGCGACGCCCAGCGGACGAAAGAAGCGCGCCACUACUUCGGAGCAGAAGGCUGCCGGAGCUGCGGCCAAACGGGCCAGCGGCUCGGCACAGAAGGCCUCGCAGCCCAUAGCGACGCCGGUGAGCCGCAGCGGCAGGGGGAGGAAGCGGGCCGGUGCGGCCAGCCCCGCCUCCGAGGAGCCGUCCCCGCCGGGCGAGCAGCCGGCCGGCCCGGCGGUAGCGGCCACCGCCGGCCGCCGCAGCCGCAAACGGCUGGCGCUGAGCCCGUCCGCCGAGACCAGCGCCACCGAAUCCAGCCACACCGAGGAGGGCGCGCCUCCGGUGCGGCCGCUGGGAGAUCUACCCGACGCUCCGAGCUCCCUGUUCGCCAAGCACACCUUCAUCCUGACGAACGGCGGCGCCGCUCACGGAGACGCCUACCGGAAGCGUAUGAAAAGGAAACUGCGCCCGCCGUUCGACAAGGAGCACGUGACGGAGCACAUCGAGGCGCGCUGUGGCCGCGUGCUCUCGGACACCACGCUGACGCCGGAGGCGCUGGAGCGGGUGCGCGCUCAGGGCGACCUGCUGCUGCUGGCUAACGGGCCGGUCCGCACGCCCAAGUACAUCUCCUGCCUGGCGAUGGGCGUGCCGUGUGUGCUGUAUACCUGGCUGGAGGACUCCAUCCGACGGAACGAGUGCCAGGCGUACGAGGACUACCUGCUACCGGCCGGCUUCGACCCGGCCACGGGCGAGGAGCUGGACCAGCUGCUGGGGCUGGCUGGGCCGCCGCCGCUGGCCGGCCUCUGCGUGCUGCUGGCCGCCGCGGACGACUCCGAGUGGGGCCACAUGAUGGCCGAUGUGCUGGCCGCCGCCGGAGCGCGCGUCAAACUGGAACACCAGGACCCGGCGGCGGCUGCGCUGCCGUUCGCGCCGGACGUGGUGGUGGCCGAGGCCGACUGUCCGGCGCCGGUGCUCGGCUGGGCGCGCCUCUGCGAGACGCCCGUGGUCUCCGGCGAGUGGGUGGUCGGCUGUGUGGUGGCGCACCGCCGGCUGGACUACCGCGCCCGGCCAGAGUUCGACCACAGCGUGCGGCCGGCCACCGGCUGACACGGCGGACGGCAGACCCCGGCCGACGGCUGCUGACCACUGCAGGUGGCGGCCGGCGGACCCCACCCACUGCCGGCGGCGGGCGUCUGCCCACUACCCGUGAGGGAUGUCCCCCACCGCCGACCCUACCCCGCGGAAUACUGCGCGAUUCCGCUGUCACGCCGCAGUUUCAUCUGCAACACAAACUUGAUACUGCUUUUAGCCGAGUUUUUUUCAGCGUUUGUUGGAAUCGCUGGGUAAUCUCAGCGAUUUCCGUUAGCUCUUUGCGUCAGUACCGUUGCUUGUUGGCGCUGGCCUAUGGUGUCGCUGGCCUGUGGUGUCGCUGGCCUGUGGUGUCGCUGGCCUGUGGUGUCGCUGGCCUGUGGUGUCGCUGGCCUGUGGUGUCGCUGGCCUAUGGUGUCGCUUUGCCCGGCCGCUGUGAGCUGAUCCAGCAGCUGUGACGUGGUGCCAUUGGCGGGACUCUGCGGGCCGGGACUGCACGGGGAUGGCUGUGAGCGGGGCCCGGGAGUGGGGUCCGACCCCGGCAGUCAUAUCGUCUGGACCCGGUGGACCGUCCGCGCGCCGGUCGCCUGGGAGUACCAGUGACCCGAGACUUCACUGCCGCCGCGGCGCAUCGCAGUUGGGGUGAUUUUAAGUCGAGACGAAAUGUUUGCGGGCGUAGUGUUUUAGAAGCGAGUUGUUGUUCCAUCGGUAUGAUGGUGUGCCGUUUUUGCUGCUUGCUCAGCUCGACGACAGGCUUGUUCGCCGAAACGACAUGUGUAAAUUCUCUUCACCUCCCACCUGCAUUGCAACGCAUUUGUUCCCACUCAUGACACAUGUGAAGUGUGAGUUGGUAGUGUAAGGCUCGAUUUUGAAAUCAUAUCAUCGCUUCUAGAGGCUUACGUCUGAACGUUGCAAUAUAUGCGAGCUUGACAACGAA